Messenger RNA from Mangifera indica (mango), 1375 nucleotides. Its product is annotated as receptor-like protein EIX1. Gene Ontology annotation, molecular function: protein binding. The transcript has a single exon. Lineage: Eukaryota; Viridiplantae; Streptophyta; Magnoliopsida; Sapindales; Anacardiaceae. Gene Ontology annotation, cellular component: plasma membrane. The record is from RefSeq and is a predicted model, not a curated record. Bases 5 to 1375 code for a protein of 456 amino acids.
ACAAAUGAAGCAAACCAUGAGAAUAGCUGUUGCCUUCGUUUUCAUUGCCGUAGCGACCAUCAACAUUAGCUUCUGCAAAGGAAGCUCUUCUGUCGGGUGCCUCCAAAGCGAGAGACUAGCACUUUUAAGGUUCAAAAAAGAUCUCACUGAUCCUAUGAAUCGGCUUGUCUCUUGGACUUCUGAUCAUGAAGAUUGCUGUACAUGGUCUGGUAUUGUCUGUGAUAACUUGACGGGCCAUGUGCUUGAGCUCAACCUUAGAACUCCCCCAGAGAAACUGGAUGCGUCUCCAGCUGAAGAUGAAGCUCGCAAGAGGUCAAAGUUGUCUGGUAAGAUAAAUCCUUCCCUGGCUAAUUUGAAGCAUUUGAGUUCAUUGGACUUAAGCGACAACAAUUUUGAAGGAGUAGAGAUUCCCAGAUUUCUUGGAUCUAUACAGAAUUUAAGGUACCUCAAUCUAUCUCUGAAUUCAUUCCAGGGUAUGAUUCCUCCCCAAAUUGGAAACCUCUCUAAUUUACAGUAUCUUGGCCUCGAUGGAAUAUUAGACGUGAAUAGUUUGCGGUGGUUAUCUCGUCUUUCUUUGUUAAAGCAUCUUGACUUGGAUGGUGUGGAUCUUAGCAAUUGUUCUGACUGGUUGCAAGUGAUACACACUCUCUCAUCCUUAGUAGUGCUAAAAUUAUCAAACUGUAUGCUUCAUCACUUUCCUCCCCAACCUGUUAGAAAUUUUUCAUCUCUUGCCUCCCUUGAUCUAAGUGGAAAUAAUUUUGAAGGUCCAAUCCUUGAUGCACUUCAAAACUUUACUUCCAUUAGACAUCUUGAUUUAUCUGAAAAUGACUUCAAUUCUUCUAUGCCCAGUUGGUUGUACAGACUUAGAAAUCUUGAGGAACUUUUCCUCUCAUACAGUAGCUUGCAAGGCUCGAUGGAUGGCCUAGGAAACCUGUCAUCUAUCAAAGUACUUGAUCUCUCAGAAAAUCAUUUUGAAGGAGGAAUGCCAGUAUCGUUUGGAAGACUUUGCAACUUGAGAUCAAUGUCUCUCGAAGUGGUCAUACUGAGACAGGAAAUAUCUCAAAUCUUGAAUAUUUUCUCUGAAUGUGUUGCAAAAGUUUUAGAGCAUUUGAGCUUGUGGUACACUCAACUUUUGGAUCCAUUGACCAAUCAACUUGGACAUUUCAAAAAUUUAAAAUUUCUUAAUCUACGUGACAACUCAAUUUCAGGUCCUAUUCCAAGGUCUUUAGGAGAACUUUCAUCCUUAGAAGUUCUAUAUCUUUCGUAUAACCAAUUCAACGGAACUCUUUCUGAAAUCCACUUUAACAAUCUCACAAGACUGAUGGCAUUAGAUGUAUCUGGAAAUUCACAAAUGUUUAAAUUGCCUCCUCAGUGA